Molecule: messenger RNA, 3390 nt
Organism: Eriocheir sinensis (Chinese mitten crab)
Lineage: Eukaryota; Metazoa; Arthropoda; Malacostraca; Decapoda; Varunidae
Exons: 4
Coding region: 214-2445 (743 amino acids)
Source: RefSeq, a predicted model, not a curated record
GGAUAUUUUUAGUGUGACACAUUCCCUACCUGACACGAGUGGAAGCUGCGAACUCAAGCGGGUGAGAGACGUGACUGUUGUGGUGGUGGUGGUGCGGCGCGAGGAGGGCGGAAGACAAGAGCCAGACAGCAGGGAGCGAGGGCAGUAAAGUCGCGGAAGGAGAAUAGUUGGAAUAGCUCAUUUCCCUUGCGUAAGGGCAGAUGGCGCUGGACAAUGGCUUCACGACCGCUCCUAGACCCCCGGGACCCGCCAGUGUUUGCCUCCUUGGCCGCUCACGGUGGGCGUCAGGUGGAGGUAGCGGCGCAUGAGUUGGUGGGCAGUGCGGAGAGGAGUGCGUGUGUCAUCUCGGGCUACAGGGGCGAAGGGAAGUCCAGCCUGGCACGGACACUCCAGCGGCACAAGGGGUUCCAGGGAGUCUUCGUCGUGUCCGGGCCUGAGUUGGACGAGGUGGGGAUCUGGGAGGCGAUCAGUCCCCAGGUCUUCGAGAUAACCCGCCGCAGCCUAAAACAAGGUGAAGAUUUAAUGGAGGAGGGCCGCACGCUCCUUAUCAUUGAUGAUUUCUUGCCCCGAUGGACUGAGGAGGCCAUAGAAGCCUUGCAGAAAUGGAGAACAAUGUCACUGGUCGUCCUUACAACUCCGGAGUACGCGGCCAAAAGUCAGGAGACCCUGUCAGCGGCGAAGAUAGAAGAUUGUGGAACCGUGAGGCUGCACCGCUUGGCUUCUCUGGAUAAGGAAAAAGCGUUGUCUGUGGCCACGAGUUACCUGACUAUACAUCAGCUUUCAUCGCUUACUGUAUGGGUUACAGAUAACUGGUGGUGGGCGAAUGCGGUGCUGCGGUACAGAGGACUAAUCGAACCUUUCUGUGCGGCUUGGAAGUCUGGCCUAAUUGAAAAUGUCUCCACGGAAACGGGACUUCUGUGGGCGAUGAUCGAUGGAAUGACUGGAGCAGGGGACAUAAAUGAACUACCGGAGGACGGGCUGGCAAGGUGGUGGACUGCACUGGGUGGACUCUGCCGUAGAAGCCUUGAGACUGGGUACCCAUUACAUGCUUCAGAAGUGGAGUACGAGGCUCGCCGAAAUUUCCCUAAUGAGUCAAAAGGUGCAUCUGGCUUCCAUUUGUCCCCUUUGUUCGGAGAGUCUACUGGUUGUUGCGGCAACAGGUGGCUGUCCCUCCCCCAGCCUCUGACUGAAUUCUUAGCCGGGUGGAACGCCUUUCAUCAGAACUUGAGUGGAACAGCCCUGAAGACUCUUGUCAAGAAUAUCGCCGAGGAGGAUGUGGUGGUGAUAUAUGUUGCUGGUCACUUGGCACGGGCUAUUAAAAACGGCGAAACACCCAAGGAGAAGCAGUUGACCAGACUCUUUCGUAAUCUUGUUCUUCACAUGGACCGUGCAAAGGAUAGGUUCGGCUAUACGCUAAGGAUACUAUCUGAAGCUAAUCUUCAUCCAGAGUUAGUGAAAUUCAUGGUGGCUGAGAUAGACUUCCCGAAGCUGUGGGAAAUCGGCGAUUCAGCGGUUUUGGUUCGGCCAGUCGAGGCGUUGCUGGAAUAUGUGCAACCCGUAAAGGCAGAGGUGACCGUCGCCAAUGGACAGUCUGCACCAGAGCUGACACAAGUGGUGCGUGUGCUGGCCCAGCGUGGUAUCUUCAUGUUCCUGGCUGACAUGAAUCACCUCACUUUUGGACACUCUGUCAGCUCGAACUGGCUGAUAGAGACGGUUCAGAAGUACGGUAGGAAAGGGGUUCUGCAGGAUUUUAUGGGUUGUCUGUCUACACCCUACCUGAACAACCUCGGCCAACACGUGACCACACAGAACCUGGUAUGCUUGCGAGUGCGUGUGACAGACUUGCAGUCAGUAAAGGCAGCGUGCCAUGCACCGGCAACAUUACCUUCGCUCAUGUGGCUUGAAAUUGAUUUUGAUCUUCCACUUGACCAGCUACUUGAGGUUGGGGUGCCAAGGAUCAACACACCCAUGAUGGAUCUCUCGUUCAGAGGUCUGACAGACGACGACAUGCCCCGCUUAGUCGCGUUUCUUGCCACAAUCCGAACACGUUAUUCUGGUAUCCACCUCGUCGAGUCUGAAGUGACUCCUCAAGGAGUGAGAACAUUCCUCAAGGGCCUGUAUACCAAGACGAUAAAAACUUCGGCUCACCCAGACGCUAUCUCUCGCUACAGGGCGUGGCGCUACCGCAUCAUCGGGGAAUCGAAUUGGAAUGAGCUGUCUGACGAGGAAGCAAGACACCUGAUUGGACACGACGAUCGGCCGCAAUACAACGACAACGAGGUGGUGUCGGAGGGCGUGAUGGGGGAAAGGGUAGAGGUGCUGACCCUUGCAACCUUCUUACAAGUGUUAGAGGAUCCCGUCUGCUUCCGCUAUGAGUGUGCAAACUUCCGAGUGGUUAAGAAUGUUGACGGCACCGUGGAGACUAAGGAAGUGGGGGAAUACUAGGAGGCUGGGAAAGUAGUAUGGGUUCACUGCAGGCUACUGUGAUCGUGGAAAAUGGUGGUGGUGGUCUGAGUCGUGUGAGGUGAAGUUUAGUGUGGGUACUUACGAAAAGCAUCACGAACAACAAGAACUUAUAAGGAGGAGAAGGAGGAGGAGGAGGAGAUAGGAAGGUGACAGUUGGUGGUUUUGAUGGAGGUAGUGGUUAUGUACUGGGGAAGUGACUGCAUAUAAAAUUGGUGAUUUGCUGAUUGAUUGGUGGUUUACUAUAGAGACUUGGUGAGCUACCGCUAUUAGGGAUCAGUUUGAUGGGAGUACCUGUGAUGCAAGAGACUCGAGGUGAAGUAGCCAAUGGUGAUAUAUGUUGGCAAUGUAAGAUGUUACCUCUGAAAGAAUAAAGGCAACAGGAUAUUGGGGUUGAAAUGAGCGAUUAACAAAAAAAAUUAAGUAGCGUAUAAAUUGGAAGCUCUGAAUAAAUAAAUAUGCACUUGAAGUAGCUAAGAGGUGUCCUUGUAGUGAGUGGCCCAAAGAAAAUAGGAAAAAAAAUAUUGUUCAUUGUUCUGUAUAUGCAUUGCUUUAACACUAUAAAGCCUAAGUUCAUCUAAGAAAAUUACCAAUGAUAUGCUUUAAUUCUAAGCUCGAUGAUAGACAAAUGGCAGUAGUAGAGCCUUUGUGCUGACAGCUGAACUGCGUCAUCACUGCACAUGUGAGCUAUUUAACAUGUGACAUUUAACACUGCUAAUGCGCGAUGUUAAAAUAACAGAGAUAACAGGACUGCAGCGGAAAUGGGCAGAACUUAUAUGUAUGCAUGCUGCACCGCAAUAUAGAGAGGCCUAAGUAGUAAUAUGGUUGUGGAUUGUAACCUUUUUUGUUAUUUUUUACGCUGAAAAUGCACAAUAUUGAAUAUUUUUGUGACUAGUUUUGUACGCACAUAAUAAAUGUUUGAAUGCA